Messenger RNA from Staurois parvus, 318 nucleotides. NCBI's taxonomy places the organism in Eukaryota, Metazoa, Chordata, Amphibia, Anura, Ranidae. The record is from the annotation of a GenBank genome assembly.
UACGGAAAGAGCCGAAGAUGUCGGCUCGAUCAUGUGAUCAGCUGUGUCCAAUCACAGCUGAUCACUGAUCAUCAGGGCACUGAUGAUCAGUGUGCCCUGACGAUCAGUGUGGCCCCUGAAGUGCCACCAGUCAGUGUCCAUCAGUGCCAGCUGUCAGUGCUAAACAGUGCCACGUGCCAGUGCCCAUCAGUGCCACAUCAAUGCCACAUAUCAGUGCCUACCAGUGCACAUCAAUACCACAUAUCAGUGCCCAUCUGAGCUGCCUUUCAGUGUCACCCAUCAGUGCCAGUCAGUGCCACCUAUCAAUGCCAAUCAGUG